Molecule: messenger RNA, 1659 nt
Organism: Hyaloscypha bicolor E
Lineage: Eukaryota; Fungi; Ascomycota; Leotiomycetes; Helotiales; Hyaloscyphaceae
Product: actin-like ATPase domain-containing protein
Exons: 3
Coding region: 1-1659 (552 amino acids)
Biological process (GO): intracellular glucose homeostasis; glycolytic process; glucose 6-phosphate metabolic process
Cellular component (GO): cytosol; mitochondrion
Molecular function (GO): mannokinase activity; fructokinase activity; glucokinase activity
Source: RefSeq, a predicted model, not a curated record
AUGCAGCCGUUCAUUGCUGCAAUGUCCAAGGUACGGCAGGCCUUCUUUGCUGCUAUCAUCCGGAGCUUGCUGAGGACCAAGUCCCUCCUGCAAACCAUUCUGAACAUCUGGAUAUCGCCGUCGAUUAUAAAGGGUGAAAAUGUUGAAGCUAGUACAAAUGGCGGGGCUACGACCUCCUUAAGAAAUGGGAGAAAAACUGGAAGAGACGAUUUUUUGGAGAUGGUAGAGCAGGCGUUCAGACCAGCGAGUAGCAGAAAGAGAUUAGGAGAAUUGUCAGAGGGGCUGAGGAAGCAGUUUCUGGAGAGCAUGGAGGAUAACCCGCUGUGUAUGCUCCCGUCGUACAACCACCAACUUCCGAGCGGAGACGAGCGCGGUACCUUUCUCGCCCUGGAUGUAGGCGGCUCCACGUUCAGGGUUGCGUUGAUUGAACUUUCGGGGAGGGAUGCGGGAGCAGGACAGGAAGGUCGGAUCCUGAAGGGGGCGACCUUCAAGAUCAAUCAUGGCGUCAAGCAACUGAAAGGAGUUUUGUUUUUCGACUGGAUGGCGGAGAGGAUUGAGGAGACGCUGUCGGGACACACUGGAGGGCAUGAUAUGAGUGAUGCGCCUCUGUCCAUGGGAUUAGCAUGGUCAUUUCCCAUCGAACAAACAUCCCUCCGCAGCGGCCUUCUCCAAGGAAUGGGCAAAUUUUUCCUCGCCGCUGACGGCCUACUCGGCCAUGAUCUAGGCGACCUGAUCCAAGCCUCCUGCUCCCAUCGCGGCCUGAACGUCCACCUAAACGCCAUCGUCAACGACUCCUCCGCCACGCUCCUCUCAAAGGCGUACUCCGACCCCACGACCCGCUUCGCGCUCAUCCUCGGCACCGGCGUCAACGCCGCCAUCCAUCUCCCCGUGCACACCUUUGCGCCACCAAAAUUCGGGACGAGGCCAGAGGAGUGGCAUAGGUGCGCUGAACAUGUUAUUGUUAACACCGAGCUGUCGAUGUUUGGGGCGGGGAUCUUACCUUCAACCAUCUGGGACAAUGAGCUCCGAUCUGUUCACCCGAACCCGACAUUCCAGCCGCUGGAGCAUUUCGUCAGCGGUGGGUAUCUGGGUGAGAUUGUCAGGUUGGUGUUGGUUGACGGGAUUCACACCGCAGGAUUGUUCGGUGGUGUGGUGCCUCCCACCCUAAGAGAGAGCUACUCCUUGGAAACCGAGACCAUCAGCUAUAUGGAGAGUGACCGCAGCGAGAACCUCUCGAAAGCAACAGCCAUCUUCACUUCCCGCCACCCCCGUCCCUCCUCCUCUCCACCCAGUCUCUCAGACAUCCAAGCCGUCCGCACCAUAGCCUCCCUCGUCUCCACCCGCGCUUCAGCGCUCGUCGCCACGGGCGUGCAUGCUCUAUGGUGCCUUCGCAAUGAAUCGGAGUCUAUCGCCGCGCACCAGACGGAGCACACGCUUGUUGCGUAUAACGGUUCUGUGCUAGAGAACUAUCCGAACUUUAAGAGCAACUGUCAAGGUUUCUUGGAUCAGUUGGUUGAGGGGAGUGGGGGGAGGAGAGGGGUUGUGGAACUCAUAUAUGCGGAGGAGAGUUCGCUGCUCGGUGCUGCGGUGGCUGGGGCCGUGGCGGCGCUGGAUGUUGAUGAUGUGGUGACGGGGAGGUUGGAGGGGGUUGCAUGGUAG